This is a messenger RNA of Talaromyces marneffei, 1746 nucleotides long. RefSeq lists its product as uncharacterized. Gene Ontology annotation, molecular function: D-lactate dehydrogenase (NAD+) activity; D-lactate dehydrogenase (cytochrome) activity; FAD binding. NCBI's taxonomy places the organism in Eukaryota, Fungi, Ascomycota, Eurotiomycetes, Eurotiales, Trichocomaceae. The transcript has 4 exons. Gene Ontology annotation, cellular component: mitochondrion. The coding region runs from base 1 to 1746 and encodes 581 amino acids. Gene Ontology annotation, biological process: lactate catabolic process. The record is from RefSeq and is a predicted model, not a curated record.
AUGAGGGCCAGUCUUCCCCUCAGGAGUUUCUCCGCAUCUUGUCGCGGCCAGGUCCGCCCUACGCUCUCUAAGUCUCCCCGGACGAGGAAUACCCAGACAGCACACUCGACGAGAAGGUGGAAUAGUAGUAAUGCUUCUUCGGGAACUGCGUUCUGGACUACCAGUCGUGCUUUGGCCUUGGCUGCAGUCGUCGGCGCUGGAGCUUAUACCGCUGCUGCUCCGCGCUCGACGUCAUCGGUCACAGCUGCGAAGGAUCCUACUUAUGGAGACAUUACACAGUUUGAAAAGGCAAUUGCCGAGCUUCGAGCUGAACUGGGCGAAGACGCAAUUAGCACCGACGACGAUGACCUCCACGAACAUGGUUACUCAGAAUGGUCGACCGUCAACGCCGAGCGACUACCGGUCGCCAUUGCAUAUCCCAGAUCCACCGAAGAAGUUUCAAAAAUUGCCAAGGUCUGCCACAAAUACAGAAUGCCCAUGGUUCCUUACUCCGGAGGAUCUAGUCUCGAGGCCAAUUUCUCUGCUCCUUAUGGCGGUAUGACCAUUGACUUUGCGUUUAUGGAUAAGAUCUUGGAAGUGCAUGCAGACGAUCUAGAUGUCGUGGUCCAACCGUCCAUCCCCUGGAUGCAGCUGAACAGCGAGUUGGCUUACACUGGCCUCUUCUUCCCUGUGGAUCCUGGCCCAUCGGCUAAGAUUGGUGGCAUGGUUGGUACUAACUGCAGUGGUACCAAUGCAGUCCGCUAUGGUACCAUGAAGGAUUGGGUGAUCAACUUGACAGUGGUAUUGGCCGAUGGACGCGUUAUCAAGACCAGGAGACGGCCUCGCAAGACUUCUGCGGGUUACAACUUGACUGGCAUGUUCGUUGGUUCGGAAGGUACAUUGGGUAUCGUGACCGAAAUCACUCUCAAGCUUGCCCCCAUUCCGGAUGAGUUGCGUGUCGGUAUUGUGACUUUCCCCACCGUUCGAGAUGCCGCCGCCGCUGCCAUGCAGGUUAUUCGCAAGUCCAUCCCCGUGCAGGCAAUGGAGAUUAUGGACGAAGUUCAAAUGAACGUCAUUAACCGUGCUGGUGGCACCGGACGAACAUGGAGAGAGGAGCCAACCUUGUUUUUCAAGUUUUCUGGCACCACCGCUCAGGUUGCAGAUAGCAUUCAAAACACCAAGAAGAUUGCACAGAACAAUAAGUCUACCUCCUUUGAGUUCGCCAAGGAUGAUCAAGAAGCGCAUGCUCUUUGGUCGGCACGCAAGGAGUCUCUGUGGAGUAAUCUAGCUUUGCGUCCGGAGGGAGGCGAAGUCUGGUCUACUGAUGUGGCGGUACCUUUGUCUCGACUUCCAGACAUUAUCGAAAAAUCCAAGGAGCAGCUCAAUGAGUUGAACAUCUUUGCCAGUAUCUUGGGACACAUUGGCGACGGCAACUUCCACAGCAGCAUCUUGUACAGCCGCAAGAACCGCGAAGAGACAGAGCGCGUCGAGAAGGUGGUUCACGACAUGGUCGACCGUGCCAUUGAGAUGGACGGUUCCUGCACGGGCGAACACGGCAUCGGUCUUGGCAAAAAAGAGUACCUCAUCAAAGAACUCGGCCCUGACACAAUCGAUAUCAUGCGCAGCGUCAAACGUGCCCUUGAUCCUCAUUGGUUGAUGAACCCAGGCAAGAUCUUUGAAUACUCUCGGGACAGCAAACCCGUUCAACACACGACAGAUAUCGAGUCUGCGCGUUUGGUGGGUGCAGAGAAGAAGAAAAGUAAUUGA